Molecule: messenger RNA, 1038 nt
Organism: Durusdinium trenchii
Lineage: Eukaryota; Dinophyceae; Suessiales; Symbiodiniaceae
Source: the annotation of a GenBank genome assembly
AUGGUGCACUUGGGAGGCACACCAGCAGAGAAAGCGUUGGCCGUAAACCUGGAUGACAAGUUCUAUGGCAGUUUCGCAGAGAUUGGUGCUGGCCAAGAGGUGUCUCGCACGUUUCUGCAAGCUGGAGCAGCAGCUGGAACUGUGGCACGGUCCAUCUCCGCUUAUGACAUGAAGAUGUCCGAUGUCAAUUACGGCCAGGCCAAGCGCUACGUCACGCGGGAGCGCUUGGAACAGAUGCUGAACACCGAGUACGACCUUGUCGAAAAGACCUUGCGAAAGCAGAGAGGUGACGAUGCUUGCUUCUUCGCUUUUGCCACCACGGUUGCUGCCAAAGCCUACAAUUCAGAUCGUGAGUGUGAAGGCUGGGUGGGCUUGACAUACCAGUCAAAGCCGGGCGAAGAAAGGAGCACUGUGAUACUUCACAUCCGAAUGAGCCAGCCAACUGCGCAGUUGCAAGGGGAGGCCAUUGGAGUUUUGGGCACCAACUUGAUCUAUCUCUGCAAAGGACUGUCAGAUCCGUAUCUCAUCACAUCCUUCCUUUUGGAUGGGAUGGCGCUCAGUGACGAACCAGGCGGUGGUGGGCGCAUUGAGGUGGACUAUGUGGAUUUCAAGGGUCCGCCCUUCCAAUCCGUGGACCCGCGGCUUUUGGCUUUCCGCCUGAUCCAGCUGCGGAUCGCCAACGGGGUGAUUUUGCAACCUGAUAGCAAUGGAAACUACAAGAUGGCUGUCCCAAACAACUUUCUCUACAAAUGUCCGGUGAUUGUGGAGAGGUCUCGCUUCAAGCCGGUGACCUUCAUGCACACGGAAGUCCUGGAGGCCACAUCGUCGUGGUCGCUUGCGAUCAGGGAUUGGGUCUUGUCGGAUGUGGAAGACAAGAAUUUUCACGAACAUCUUCCAUAUAUGUAUAUAUAUAUAUGUAUACAUGUUGUUUUGUUGUUUUUACAAAGGGAACUUGAAGAUUCAGGAUUUCUUUGUGCCUCCGGUUUUGCGAUUUGGAGAGACAUCAGCAAGAAAAACAGCUUCAAUCAGGCGACUUGA